CGGGGCUCCGCUGGCUCCUCGGCGUCCGCGGACGACGGCGACGGCGGCGGCGGCGGCGACAUGGAGAGCGGGGCCUACGGCGCGGCCAAGGCGGGCGGCUCCUUCGACCUGCGGCGCUUCCUGGCGCAGCCGCAGGUGCUGGCGCGCGCCGUGAGCCUGGUCUUCGCCCUCAUCGUGUUCUCCUGCAUCUUCGGCGAGGGCUACAGCAACCCGCACCAUUCGCACCAGCUGUCCUGCGUCUUCAACCGCAACGAGGAUGCCUGCCGCUACGGCAGCGCCAUCGGCGUGCUGGCCUUCCUGGCCUGCGCCUUCUUCCUCGUCGUCGAUGCUUACUUCCCGCAGCUCAGCAACGCUGUGGACCGCAAGUACCUGGUCAUCGGCGACCUGCUCUUCUCAGCUCUCUGGACCUUCCUGUGGUUCGUGGGCUUCUGCUUCCUCACCAACCAGUGGGCGGCCACGGACCCGGCGGACGUGCUGGUGGGCGCGGACUCGGCCCGCGCGGCCAUCACCUUCAGCUUCUUCUCCAUCUUCUCCUGGGGCCUGCUGGCCGCCCUGGCCUACCAGCGCUACAAGGCCGGGGUGGACGACUUCAUGCAGAACUACGUGGACCCCGCCCCGGACCCCAGCACAGCCUACGCCUCGUACCCGGGCCCGCCGGCCGACAGCUACCAGCAGCCUCCGUUCACUCAGAGCGCCGAGGCCGCCGAGGGCUACCAGCCCCCCGUCGUGUACUGAGCCGCUGGGGGGACGGUAACUGGGCAGGGAGGGCCGCCGGGCUCUGGACUCCUCCCACCCCCAAGGCGUGCCUCCAGGGGCUGCUGGCGCCCCUGCCUCAGGCAGCGCCCCCUCCUCAGGGCACCCAAAGGGUUUUUAACUAGACAUUGGUCACUGCUUCUGACGGUCCCCGCCCCCGGUAGCGAGCAGUGCCGCCUUGCUGUUCUAAGUGCCUUGUUUUCCCACGCCCCCAGGAGCCGCCAC
Messenger RNA from Pipistrellus kuhlii (Kuhl's pipistrelle), 978 nucleotides. It is a transcript of the gene SYNGR2, whose product is annotated as synaptogyrin 2. The transcript is spliced from 4 exons. The record is from RefSeq and is a predicted model, not a curated record. Lineage: Eukaryota; Metazoa; Chordata; Mammalia; Chiroptera; Vespertilionidae. Gene Ontology annotation, cellular component: neuromuscular junction; synaptic vesicle membrane. Bases 61 to 735 code for a protein of 224 amino acids.